AUGGAGGGUAAUCAUAGUGGCUUGUCUGGAAGCACACAGCCAUCUGUGGAUGAAGAACAGACUGAUGGACACAUUUAUGAGGUUGCCGUGCAGACCAACUCUACCAACCACAGUUCCCAGUUUGCAGAUGUGGCACUGCUGCAGACCUUCAAGCCUCUCAUCAUCCCCUGUUAUGUGCUCGUGGUGGUGGUGGGGGUCUUUGGGAACUACCUCCUCCUCUAUGUCAUCUGUCAAACCCGCAAGAUGCACAACGUCACCAACUUCUUUAUCGGAAACCUGGCCUUCUCUGACAUGCUUAUGUGCGUGACAUGUGUCCCCUUCACUCUCGCCUAUGCCUUCAACCCUCACGGUUGGGUUUUUGGCUGCUCAAUGUGCUAUCUUGUGUUCCUUAUCCAGCCUGUCACAGUCUAUGUUUCAGUCUUCACGCUCACUGCUAUUGCUGUUGACAGAUAUUAUGCAACAGUGCACCCGCUGAAGAAGCGUACAUCUGUAGCUACCUGUGCCUCUGUCCUCACUGGAAUCUGGCUGCUGUCUUGUGGGCUGGUAGCUCCUGCGGUGACCCACACCUACCAUGUAGAGUUCAAAGAGGAAGGCUUCACCAUCUGCGAGGAGUUCUGGCUGGGUCAAGAGACAGAAAGACGUGCUUAUGCGUACAGCACCCUGCUGGUCACAUAUGUCCUACCACUGUCGGCCGUCUUUGUCUCUUAUCUCUGCAUUACUGUCAAGCUGAAGAAGUGUGUUGCGCCAGGCCACAGGACAAAAGGUCAGACUGGUGCUCAGCAAGCUCGCAAGAGAAAGAUCUUUCGCUUGGUUGCACUUUUGGUGUCCGCCUUUGCAGUGUGCUGGCUUCCGAUUCAUGUGUUCAAUGUGCUGCGAGACAUUGACAUUCAUCUCAUCAACAAACGCUAUUUUUUGCUUAUUCAGCUGCUGUGCCACCUGUGUGCCAUGAGCUCAUCUUGUUGUAACCCUUUCCUCUACGCUUGGCUACAUGACCGCUUCCGCGCCGAGUUGAGGAAGAUGUUCAAGUGCCAUCGUCGCAUUGGAGUGCCUGCAAAUCACUGUGCUGCCAGUGUGGUCCUGUGA
Molecule: messenger RNA, 1083 nt
Organism: Scomber japonicus (chub mackerel)
Lineage: Eukaryota; Metazoa; Chordata; Actinopteri; Scombriformes; Scombridae
Gene: prlhr2b
Product: prolactin releasing hormone receptor 2b
Exons: 2
Coding region: 1-1083 (360 amino acids)
Biological process (GO): G protein-coupled receptor signaling pathway
Cellular component (GO): plasma membrane; neuron projection
Molecular function (GO): neuropeptide Y receptor activity; neuropeptide binding
Source: RefSeq, a predicted model, not a curated record